AUGACCAGCUUAGUAUCGCAUACAGUCGACAAGACUAAUUCCACGAUCCUCGAUCUCGAGAAUUUGGUUCGCCAGAGUUUGGGUGGUGGUGCAAAUGUCAAAGAGGCUACAUCACGGUUAUUAGAUCAAGUCAUUACCUCGAUCGACUUGGGAUCUUUUUGUGGGAGAGAAAAUGAACUCAUUGCUGCAUGUAGGAUUCCUUCCCAGUCAGACGAGAAGAAAGAUCGCCGAUCACAGCGAAAAGAGAAGAAAUCAACAGGAUCUGUAGAUUACUUCUCCAAGGUAUAUCUAUAUGCCAAUUCGCGGUUACCACCUCACUUAACUCCACUAAAAUUCUAUCCUCCAACAUAUCCCCUCCUCCAGCUUGCUGCCAAGUACUCGCGCCGCGUAUACGACAAACCUUCAGGUCGUGAACGGCAUUCAUACGUGAGCUCAGAUUGGCUACAGGGUACCAAAGCCAUGGUAGUAAAGUCACUACCCCUCGACGACAUGAACACGAUCGUCUUCGCCAUCCGUGGCACGCAGAGUUUCCUAGACUGGGCCGUGAACGUUCACACAGCACCGACCUCUCCCACCGGCUUUCUAGAUGACCCAUCCAACUGCUGUCACUCUGGAUUCUUAUCCGUGGCCCGAAAAAUGGUUGCCCCCGUUGCAGCCCGACUACGUAGUCUUCUUGAAGAAGACCCUUCACGCAUGUCCUAUUCUCUAGUCUUCACCGGUCACUCCGCCGGCGGCGCCGUGGCCAGUCUUCUAUAUCUACAUCUCCUUUCGGAAUCGGUAGCCGUGCAAUCCGAACUUACUCAUCUCCGUGGCUGCUUCAAGCACAUCCACUGUGUUACAUUUGGUGCUCCGCCCAUAUCUCUCCGUCCGUUACAGCUCUCUCCUACUGCCCGGAGAUCAAAGUCUAUAUUCUUCGCUUUUAUCAACGAAGGUGACCCGGUUUCCCGUGCGGACAAAGGCUACUUUCUCUCAUUGCUAGAUCUGAAGAAGAGAUCCGCUCCUGUCCAUUGGAGAAUCCCCUCAUCUGAUCUCUCACUCGCUGGUCGACUUGUCCUUCUUCGCCCCCGAGAUCAAUGGAGUGGUCGUCCUGUGGUUCUGGGGCCGCAAGUCCCUGGUGGUCCACCUGCCCUGCCUCCGCGGGAAAAUGUGGAUGCUUGUGGUAUUACAGACCCUGAACUCCGAGGCGUGGUGUUUGGUGACCCUGUUAUGCAUUUUAUGGAUUUGUAUUCUCACCGUAUUGAUGCCUUAGCCAGAGGUGCCUUGAGCAAACAAUUAUGA
Penicillium griseofulvum is the source of this 1278-nucleotide messenger RNA. RefSeq names its product lipase family protein. Gene Ontology annotation, biological process: lipid metabolic process. Bases 1 to 1278 code for a protein of 425 amino acids. NCBI's taxonomy places the organism in Eukaryota, Fungi, Ascomycota, Eurotiomycetes, Eurotiales, Aspergillaceae. The transcript has 4 exons. The record is from RefSeq and is a predicted model, not a curated record.